GCGGAGCAGCGUAGUUUGCGUCUAAUGGUCUGGAUUCUUUCUCGCUGUCUGGGACUCAAUUGUGUGAAAUAUGAGUUGGCAAAUAAGGUCAACAUUCAAGCCUAGAGCAAGACAAAAUGAUCAAAACUCUUUCCAGCUAGUUGGGCCUGUGGUUCCCAGUAUUGAACAACAUCAGCAAGAAGAGCCACCAACUGACCUUCAGGAUAGUAUGCCUGAUCAAGAGAAAAAAGAUAAAGUAGCACCUGUGGUUCAAGGGCCUUCCCUGGAACCUGAUCAACAGGAACUGGUUCUUCCAAAGACUGGUCGUGAGCAUGGAGACGGCCCUGAUGUCAGAGGGAAGAGACUUGCAAAUCUAGAGUCCCUUAAAAUGCCGGAAGCAGGUGAAGGGCAAUCACAGGUUUAAACGAAGACAAGUUGAAACCAUGCAG
Molecule: messenger RNA, 428 nt
Organism: Prionailurus viverrinus (fishing cat)
Lineage: Eukaryota; Metazoa; Chordata; Mammalia; Carnivora; Felidae
Gene: GAGE10
Product: G antigen 10
Exons: 5
Coding region: 71-403 (110 amino acids)
Source: RefSeq, a predicted model, not a curated record